Messenger RNA from Neurospora tetraspora, 1867 nucleotides. RefSeq names its product P-loop containing nucleoside triphosphate hydrolase protein. Gene Ontology annotation, molecular function: ATP hydrolysis activity; ATP binding; proteasome-activating activity. The transcript has 3 exons. NCBI's taxonomy places the organism in Eukaryota, Fungi, Ascomycota, Sordariomycetes, Sordariales, Sordariaceae. The record is from RefSeq and is a predicted model, not a curated record. The coding region runs from base 272 to 1540 and encodes 422 amino acids. Gene Ontology annotation, biological process: proteasome-mediated ubiquitin-dependent protein catabolic process. Gene Ontology annotation, cellular component: proteasome regulatory particle, base subcomplex.
GAACAACCCAGGCUCCAGAUGAAUGACGAGCCACAGCCAGCCCAGCUUGCUGUUAGCAACAACGAUCCACUGCAUCAGCGACUGCUAGCACCGACAACCACGCGCGCCACAAGGCGAACCUCGACGACGACAACAGAACAACAAGGAAUACCACCCGACCGAAUCCCCAAACCCACGUUAAUCACAGCUGCGCAAUCAAGCGCUCGCAACACAACACACGGAGCAUAUCGAUCUAGCCAUUUAAUACCAUCACAAGAACACAUCCGGCAAGAUGGGCGACGUCUCUGUCGAAACCCCCCCGGCCAGUCUGACCCAGCCGCAAAAGAAGUCCGCCCCUUCGGCGAUCCCCAAUAUCGAGACCUUCGAGGGCGUUUCAACAGAAGGCGGUGAUGACUACAUUACUUUGAAGAAGCUCCAGAGGCAGCUCGAAUACAUCAAGCUGCAGGAGGAAUACAUCAAAGAUGAGCAGAGGAGCUUGAAGCGCGAGCUUGUUCGCGCCCAGGAGGAAAUCAAGAGGAUCCAGAGUGUUCCCUUGGUGAUUGGGCAGUUUAUGGAAGCUAUCGACCAGAACACGGGAAUUGUUCAAUCUAGUACUGGCUCGAACUACGUCGUCCGUAUCCUUUCGACCCUCGACCGCGAACUCCUCAAGCCGUCAUCCUCCGUAGCCCUCCACCGCCACUCUAAUGCCGUUGUCGAUAUUUUGCCGCCCGAGGCCGACUCAUCCAUCGCGAUGCUUGGUGUCGACGAGAAGCCCGACGUUACAUAUGCCGAUGUUGGAGGUUUGGAUAUGCAGAAGCAGGAAAUUCGGGAAGCCGUUGAGCUGCCCCUAACACACUUCGACCUUUACAAGCAGAUUGGUAUCGACCCCCCGCGCGGUGUCCUUCUGUACGGUCCUCCCGGUACCGGCAAGACAAUGUUGGUCAAGGCGGUCGCAAACUCGACGACAGCGAACUUCAUCCGUGUCGUCGGUUCCGAGUUCGUACAAAAGUAUCUCGGUGAGGGUCCUCGCAUGGUGCGCGACGUCUUCCGCAUGGCUCGUGAGAACGCGCCCGCCAUCAUCUUCAUCGACGAAAUCGAUGCUAUCGCCACGAAGCGUUUUGACGCCCAGACCGGUGCCGAUCGUGAGGUGCAGAGAAUUCUGCUCGAACUGCUCAACCAGAUGGACGGUUUCGACCAGACCGCCAACGUCAAGGUUAUCAUGGCCACCAACCGUGCCGACACUCUCGAUCCCGCCCUGCUGCGUCCCGGUCGUCUCGAUCGCAAGAUCGAGUUCCCCAACCUGCGCGAUCGCCGUGAGCGCCGCCUCAUCUUCACCACGAUUGCGAGCAAGAUGAGCUUGGCCCCCGAGGUCGAUCUCGACAGCCUGAUCGUCCGCAACGACCCCCUCAGCGGUGCCGUCAUCGCUGCCAUUAUGCAGGAGGCCGGUCUGCGUGCGGUACGGAAGAACAGAUACAACAUCAUCCAGGCUGAUUUGGAGGACGCCUAUAGCAGCCAGGUGAAGGGUACGAGUGACGAGAACAAGUUCGAUUUCUACAAGUAAACUCUCGGCGUCAUGGGCUUGCUGGCUGGCUGGGUGUCUGUCAGGGAUCGGGGAAGGAACAACAGGUGGAGAGAUUGCUAUUGGGUGGGUGGUGCUAUGCUUGCCGCUCGCUUUUGGGAAAUAGAAUUUGUACCCCGAAAUCAGCGGUUAGGGGAGGGAAGGGAGGAAAGACGUUCAUAGAAGCGAAGCAAAUUUGUACACUAGCGGAUAUAUCUGGAACGGCACCACCAUAUAUAUGUGCGUGCCUGUCUGGAGUUGCUUCCAUCGAAUACGUAGUAGUACCGAAACGAAAAGCAACAGAAUGCCAUGACUCCCACCCAAUGCCUA